Messenger RNA from Suricata suricatta (meerkat), 3146 nucleotides. It is a transcript of the gene CYTH4, whose product is annotated as cytohesin 4. The record is from RefSeq and is a predicted model, not a curated record. Bases 463 to 1974 code for a protein of 503 amino acids. Gene Ontology annotation, molecular function: guanyl-nucleotide exchange factor activity. NCBI's taxonomy places the organism in Eukaryota, Metazoa, Chordata, Mammalia, Carnivora, Herpestidae. Gene Ontology annotation, biological process: regulation of ARF protein signal transduction. The transcript has 15 exons.
GUCCCGUUUGCCUCUAAAUGUCCCUUGUCCACACCCAGAAAUGCAAAGAGUCCCCGCUAUGCGAAACUCUGCCAGUUUUAGGAAGUGCCGCCGCCUCGAGAGCCUGCACACCAGAUCGCAGCAGACACAACUUCCUCCUCACGCGGGGCUGGGCGGGGCCACCGGAAGGGGCCUGGCGCAGCCUUGGUGACACGUCUCUGCCUGGUCAGCUUGAGCAGCCGCUGGGUCAGCGGGCAACAGGAGCGCAGGCCGCCCUUCCCCCGGGCUUCAGGAUGGACCUGUGCCACCCAGACCCAGCGGAGCUGAGCAGCGGGGAGACAGAAGAGCUGCAGCGGAUCAAAUGGCACCGGAAACAGCUUCUGGAAGACAUCCAGUUUCAGGUGUACCCCAAGAUGAUUGGACAAAUCUCUCCCUUACGCUGUGCCCACUACGGGGUAGCUACUCUGGUCAUUUCAUUUGCCCAUGGCCACCAUGAUCCCAGCCCCACUGGACCGUGAGCUCCGUGAAAGUGUGGGUUUGUCUUACCCACCACCACACCCCCAGCUCCAUAGCCAACGCAUAAAGCUGAAGGAUGAGAUCGCAGAUGUGUUUGCGCAGAUUGAUUGCUUCGAGAACGCGGAGGAGAGCCGCAUGGCCCAGAAAGAGAAGGAGCUGUGCAUUGGGCGUAAGAAGUUCAACAUGGACCCCAUGAAGGGUAUCCAGUACCUCAUUGAGCACAAACUGCUGAACCCCGACGUCCAGGACAUCGCCCGGUUCCUAUACAAGGGGGACGGCCUCAACAAGACGGCCAUCGGCGUGUACUUGGGGGAGAGGGAUCCCUUCAACCUGCAGGUCCUCCAGGCCUUCGUGGACUGCCAUGAGUUCGCCAACCUCAACCUGGUGCAGGCCCUCAGACAGUUUCUGUGGAGCUUCCGGCUGCCGGGCGAGGCCCAGAAGAUCGACCGGAUGAUGGAGACUUUUGCCACCCGAUACUGUCUCUGCAACCCAGGCGUCUUCCAGUCCACAGACACCUGCUACGUCCUGUCCUUCUCCAUCAUCAUGCUCAAUACCAGCCUCCACAAUCCCAACGUCCGGGACAGGCCGCCCUUCGAGCGCUUUGUGUCCAUGAACCGCGGCAUCAAUGAUGGCGGUGACCUGCCUGAGGAGCAGCUGCGGAACCUCUUCGACAGCAUCAAGAGUGAGCCCUUCUCCAUCCCUGAGGAUGAUGGCAAUGACCUCACUCAUACCUUCUUCAACCCCGACCGCGAGGGCUGGCUGCUCAAACUGGGCGGGCGCGUGAAGACGUGGAAACGGCGCUGGUUUAUCCUGACGGACAACUGUCUCUACUACUUCGAGUUCACCACUGACAAGGAGCCCCGAGGAAUCAUACCCCUCGAGAACCUCUCAGUGCAGAAGGUGGACGACCCCAAGAAGCCAGGCCCUCACCCGGGCACCCCCCACAGUUCUGCCUGGAGCUUUACAACCCCAGCUGCCGUGGCCAGAAGAUCAAGGCCUGCAAGACCGACGGUGAGGGCAAGGUGGUGGAGGGCAAGCAUGAGUCUUACCGAAUCUCCGCCUCCAGCGCCGAGGAGCGCGACCAGUGGAUUCAGGCCAUUCGAGCCAGCGUCACCCGCGUCCCCUUCUAUGACCUCGUCUCUGCUCGGAAGAAGAAGAUUGCCAGCAAGCACUGAGCUUCCCGGGACGCAGUGCCCAGGGGGACCCGUGACCUGCGGGGGGUCCUCAGCCAGCCCCUCCUGUGUCUUCAGCUGUGGCUUGGCCGGCCCUGCGGGAGGGACAUGCACACCGCACCGGACCGCUGGGAGCCGCCGGGAGGGCCGGGCCAGGAGCCCAGCACCCGCUCCCGUCUCCAGCCUGCGCGGUACCAUCUGCCAAGUCCUCUGGUUCUUAGAAAACUGCAGCGUUUGGAUAGAAACACGUGGCCCCCUCCUGUCUCUGUGCCCCCCGCAGCCCCAGCCCCGGGGGGCGGGAGCUUAGCGGUGCACAAGCUCCGCCUUCCUCCUUCCGGACUCCUUCCUUUCUGUAGAAGGAUCAUAGUGUACUGGAUCAGCCUCAGGAGAGGUCUGUGCUUGCGGACUGAGCGGAGGGGCUCCGACGGAAGGCUACCAGGAAGCCAAGAGCAGAGUGCACUCCGAUCUCAAGGAUGUCCAUUUUGGAGGAGGAGCAAGUGGGACCCCCCCCAGAAAGUGGCAGAAGGCAUCCCAAGCAGGUGUAUUCAGGCAGGGCUGGCGGUACAGCCAAGAAGCCCAAGAAGAGAGAGCUUUGUGGACUGUGGUUACCAGGAGGGCUGCCUGGAGGCGGCGCCCGUGCCAGUGAGUGGCGUAGAAGCUUGUGGCAGAGUCUCUGCCACCUCCGCCCCGCUAGGCCACUCACAGGGGUCAAGGGGAGGUAAGGGGCUGCCUCCGCCCGGUCCCAGCACACUAGGACCAGCACCAGCAAGGGCUGAGCUGACUUCCCAGCACACAGGCAGACAGCUCUGCCUCCAGGGAGGGCCCAGCCGGAAGGAGGAGGCCUGGAAUAGGCUCCUUCUCAGAAGCCCUUCUCACCCCCUCACCCUGGUGCCGGGAGAGUCCCUGGAGGGAAGUUCCCUGGCAGGAAACAGGGGUGCCUCCACCCCACUGCCAGCCUGAGUGGGCGAGCCAGAGCUAGGUGGAUUCCCCAGGGGAGGGGGGGCAAUCUCCACCCCCCCACCCCCGCGGACGCGGGCACACCUUUCAUGGAGUCAGGAUAGGCGGCUGCCUUGUGAGUGGUGAGAUCCUCGUCUCUGGAGGUGUGCCAGUGCCCGCCAGUGACGUGCUUCCAAAGUGGGUGUGGACUGGGCCCCUGCAGCGGGUCUGGGAGGACAUUUGAGGACUUCCACAGACCCCACGUGGGCCUGGGAGCUGAAUGCCACCUCUGCCACCCCAUGGGGCUCCUGAAGGGACAGCCAGGGGUCAUGGAAGGAGCCCUGGGCGGAGGAUCAUGGGCUCCCAGGUCCUCCCCCACCACUGCCAUACACCGGCCAUGUGGCCUCGGUCCACCCAUUUCCCUCUCUUGUCCUCAGGCCCCUCCCCCACCACUGAGAGGGUAGAAGCAGUGAUUUUCCGGCUGGAGUGGCUGUUCUGGGAAUCACUCAGAAGAGAGAAUAAAGCUCGAGACGCACUCUGGGA